AUUUCAUCAUAAAUAAUUAUCUGUCUACGGUCCACACACAUACACAUUGGCCUCACCUCUGUCAAAACUCGGCGUUGUUCAACAGAAUCUUCUCGCCUUUCAAUCCUUCCUUGUUCCACUGCUUCUCUCUCUCUCAUUUCACACUACUCACUUUAUAUAUUAUUAUAUACAUACACAGACACGCAUCAACAACAGCGAAGAUAUAAUCAACCGCAGGAAGAAAAUGGGAUCGUUAAUCCCGCCGGAGCUCACGUUAGAUUGUAGUCGUCCAUCGGAAACCUGGGUCCCGAAAACUACCGGUGAGUUUCUUGCUGAGGUUUCGGGGAUUCAGAGCGCGUCUGAGAAGGUUUUGAAGCUUGAUCGUUACGUUAGUAGGCUGCAGGAUGAGAUGAAGAAGAUCGAUGCGUUCAAACGGGAGCUCCCUCUUUGCAUGCUCCUCCUCAACGAUGCGAUUGCGACAGUGAAAGAGGAGCUAAUGCAGUGCAAGAAAUCAAAUGCGGAGCCAGUGCUGGAAGAAUUCAUACCGUUGAAGAAAAACAGCGCCGGUGAAGAAAAGGAUGAGACAAAUGAGGGUGGUAAAGAGAAGGAGAUUGUCAACAACAGCGAGAAAAUGAAUUGGAUGAGCUCUGUGCAGUUAUGGAACUCCGACAACAACUAUAAUCUCUCCGACCCAAAACUAGAUAGCAAUAAAAAGAGAAAGGAAGAAGUGAUUAAUCGGCCGGCGAUGGAUGAUUUGUUCCCGAGUAGUAAGAACAGGGCAAGAGGGAGGGCGUUUGCGCCUUUCAAGGGAUGUCCUAAUUUUCCGGUGGUGCCGAUGGGGAAGGAAGGCAGAGAUGAACUGCCAGGAGCGCCGUCGCUUUCGCUUCGCACACCUGAAAUCAACAACUCAAAGGAUGAGAUUUAUUGCAGUGGGUUAAGCUCAAAAUCCAGUUCUAGCAGAUCAGGAUCCUCAUCUGCAACUAAUGGUCAAUCAAGUUUGAAGACCGUGCACCAGCAAACUGCUCGGAAGCAACGGAGAUGCUGGUCGCCGGAGUUGCACCGCCGUUUCGUGAAUGCCCUGCAGCAUCUUGGUGGUGCUCAAGCUGCUACUCCCAAGCAAAUCAGGGAGCUUAUGCAAGUCGAUGGGCUGACCAACGACGAAGUGAAAAGUCAUUUACAGAAAUACCGGCUCCACACGCGAAAAGUUCCUCCGACAACAAACAUCUCGACCAAUCAGCCUGUUUUGCUGGGAGGUUUGUGGAUGUCCCAAGAACAAUGUGGUGAAUCUUCAAAGCCGAGCAAUUCCCAGUCUGGCUCACCUCAGGGCCCGCUUCACUUACCGGGAUCAUCGAGGGGAACGUCAGUCACUGGGGGCGAUAGCAUGGUAGACGAAGACGAUGAAAGAUCAGAGAGCCGCAAUUACUUGUCCGGGAGAGAUGAUGUAUAGACAUGUCCACCAUGAGCUUUUUGCAGAUACAGAGAAAGUGAUGAUACAUGGGAGGACUUCUGAUCAUAAUAAACUUUACUAUACAGUAACAUAGAGAAAUAUGCUGAGGCAGUGUGUGUGUGUGUGUGCGUGUCUGAAAUUUUUGUAGGAUUAGAUGAUGAAUUUAGAUCCUCUGCGGUUUUCUUGAAUUGAGUUAUGAUUUGUUCUGGUGUUGAGACAUAAGGAACUUCAGGUUUUAAGUCCAUUUCUUGAAGUGAUGAGUUACAAUUUCCUGGUAAA
Sesamum indicum (sesame) is the source of this 1705-nucleotide messenger RNA. Its product is annotated as transcription factor HHO6. Lineage: Eukaryota; Viridiplantae; Streptophyta; Magnoliopsida; Lamiales; Pedaliaceae. Gene Ontology annotation, biological process: regulation of DNA-templated transcription. The record is from RefSeq and is a predicted model, not a curated record. Gene Ontology annotation, molecular function: DNA-binding transcription factor activity; DNA binding.